Molecule: messenger RNA, 1581 nt
Organism: Medicago truncatula (barrel medic)
Lineage: Eukaryota; Viridiplantae; Streptophyta; Magnoliopsida; Fabales; Fabaceae
Product: endoglucanase 16
Exons: 6
Coding region: 1-1452 (483 amino acids)
Biological process (GO): carbohydrate metabolic process
Molecular function (GO): hydrolase activity, hydrolyzing O-glycosyl compounds
Source: RefSeq, a predicted model, not a curated record
AUGGAUUCUAAAAGUGUAUAUUGGGCAAUCAUUGUAGCAUGGCUUACUUUGUUCCAAGGAAGCAUGAUACUUGUCCAGGGUCAAUUUAAUUAUAAAGAGGCUCUCACAAAAUCCCUUAUAUUCUUAGAGGCACAAAGAUCAGGAAAACUCCCUCCAAAUAACAGGGUUCCUUGGAGAGGAGACUCAGCUGUCGACGACGGCAAACUCGCUAAUGUGGACCUAUCUGGGGGAUAUUAUGAUGCAGGAGAUAAUGUGAAAUAUGGGCUACCAAUGGCAUUCACUGUGACUACAUUAUCAUGGGCUGCAAUAUUUUACAAAACAGAAUUUGAAGCAACAAAGGAAAUGGGAAAUAUUCAAGAUGCAAUCAAAUGGGGAACAGAUUAUUUUUUAAAAGCUAGUUCUAGAAGAAACAAAUUAUAUGUUGAGGUAGGGGACCCAGAGGAAGAUCAUCAUUGUUGGGCUCCACCAGAAAAAAUGAAGACAAAAAGAUCGGUUAAAGUCAUUGAUAGUAACACACCUGGUAGUGAGAUUGCUUCUGAAACGGCUGCAGCUAUGGCUUCUUCUUCCAUUGUUUUUAGACAUACUGAUCGUAAAUAUGCUCGUCGUCUCCUCAACAAAGCAAAAUUGCUUUUCGAUUUGGCAAAAUCACAUAAAGGAACAUAUGAUGGAGAAUGCCCUUUCUACUGCUCCUAUUCAGGCUAUAACGAUGAAUUGGUGUGGGCAGCAACUUGGCUAUACAUGGCAACAAAGAAAUCGUUGUACAUGAAAUAUAUACAAGAAGAAUCAAUUAGUGCUAAUGUAGCAGAAUUCAGUUGGGAUCUUAAAUACGCUGGAGUUCAAGUUCUUCUCACUCAACUACAUUUUGAAGGUCAAAAAGGUCUUGAAACAUUUAAAUCACAUGGUGAAAGUUACAUAUGCUCCGUCCUUCCUGAUAGUCCUUACCACCAAAUACAUUUGUCUCCUGGUGGGUUUAUUCAUAUGAGAGAUGGAGCCAAUACACAAUAUGCUACAAGCACAUCUUUCUUGUUCACGGUAUACAGUGAUUUGCUUGCCAAAUAUAAACAAAAAGUUAAAUGUGGAAACAAAGAAUUUGACUCAUCUCAUGUCCUUGAUUUUGCCAAAAAACAAAUGGAUUACAUAUUGGGGAAAAACCCAGAAGGAAGAUCAUACAUGGUAGGAUUCGGGAAAAAUCCACCCACACAAGCUCACCAUAGAGGUGCUUCAGUGCCAAAGUUGUCACCAAACGAAGAUAUAAAUUGUCCUAUGAGCUUUUCGAAGUGGCUGAAAAGAGAUGGACCAAAUCCACAUGAGCUAACUGGAGCUAUUGUAGGUGGACCUGACAUCAAUGACAAAUUCGAUGAUAAUCGUACAGAUUCACCUAAGACUGAACCUUGCACAUAUGUUAAUUCUCUUGCAGCUGGUGCUCUAGCAAAGCUUGCUUCUUUGGGUUAACUUAGCUUAAUGUCACGUUAACGUGAUUACCCCAACAUAGUUAAUUGAGAGGGGAGACCUUACUAAAGGUCGUAACUACAUUUUUCGACACAUAUUUAGUCAUGAGCAAAUAAUCAAUUACCCAGACAA